GCUCCCAGUUGACUACUACUGAUAACAAUCACACCAGCGUGGUUGUAUUCAGUGAAGUUAAAACAAUGAUAGUUUACCCAAAGACCACUAAACAAGCUAAAAAUACAAAUCCAAUGUGCUUGCCAUGUGAUACAGCCCACCACUUGCUGUACUGCUUAGGUGAGUUUAAUCCUAGUUAUAAAACAAUAAACCUUUUUUGUGCGAUCCCUUAUUUUCAGCAGGAAUGGAGACUGGCAAGCAUAUUUUACUCAUUGAUCGGUCGAUUGAUAGCAGAUAAAGGCCUGCAAGGAGGAGUUGAAACAGUUUGAAAUAUGAAUGAAUCAAGGAAAAAGAGUAGAUUUUUGGAAGACAGUUGAUGAGCCUGAAAUGGCAGAUUCUUCUUCCUCUGCAGCAGGUGCAGCAUCAGCAUUUACAAAUCAUAGCUUCAAUGUGAACAUGCUCCAAGACCAAGAUUACCCUUCUGCGUCACCACCACCACCACCACCACCACCAACACCACUUACUCCUGCUCCUCCUCAAUGCCAAUCAUUGAUAAACUUAGUAAAUGAAAUAGCUCAGAUUGAUCAUUACAGGAAAACCCAGAAGAAGGACUGCUUAACUCUAGUAAGAAGAAUUAAAUUACUACUGCCUCUUUUUGAGGAAUUAAAAGACAUGCACCAUGGAAUAGGAUCUCUGCCUCAGGAUGCUCUCCCCUGCAUUUCUUCCUUGGAAAAGGCUCUGCAAUCUGCUCUGACUCUACUUCAACUCUGUCAUGAUGGCAGCAAACUCUAUCUGGUUUUGGAGAGCGAAGCAAUCUCAGGAAGGUUUCGGGAAUUAACUGAGGAACUGAAUCGAGCUCUAGAUGGCUUGCCCUAUGAUUUACUAAAAGUUUCUGAUGAAGUAAAAGAACAGGUUGAACUAAUGCACCUCCAAUUAAAGAGAUCCAAGGGAAGAGCUGAUACACAAGAUAUUGAGCUUUUCAUGGAUAUCAUGAUUGCCCUUUCACACAAGGACGGUAGAAAUGCAGAUUCUGCUGUUUUAGAAAGGCUAGCAGACAAACUGCAGCUAUCAACAAUUUCUGAUUUAACAACAGAGUCAAGGGCAGUGAAAGAUCUCUUGAAAGAAAGAGGUGGUGAGAUGGGUGAAACUGCUGAACAUAUUAUUUAUCUUCUGAAAAAGAUGAAAGGUAUUCAGGAGAUUGGGAGCCUGGAAGAAGAUAAGUAUGGUGUUGAAUGUCUUGCUUUAGAGACUACUUCCCCUACUGUUCCAGAAGAUUUCCGUUGCCCAAUUUCAUUAGAGUUGAUGAAAGAUCCUGUUAUUGUUGCUACAGGACAGACGUAUGACCGAUUAUUUAUUCAGAAAUGGUUUGAUUCAGGCCACAAAACAUGCCCCAAGACUCAGCAAGUCUUGCCUCACAUAAUUUUGACACCAAAUUAUGUGCUUCGAAGCUUGAUUGCUCAAUGGUGUGAAACUCACGGUGUUGAAGUACCAAGUAAAGCAGGUCCCAGUGGCUCCAGUGUAUGCAGUAACAGCUCUAAUGUUUGUUUUGAAGAUCAAAGAGGUAUAGACAUUUUGGUUCAGAAACUUUCUUGUAGAGAGACAGAUGUGCAAAGAGCUGCUGCAGAAGAAAUUCGAUUACUUGCAAAGAGAAAUUCAGAUAACAGGAUUUUAAUUGCAGAGGCAGGAGCUAUUCCACACUUGGUGAAGUUGUUAUCAUCAACUGAUGCGAAGAUUCAGGAGCAUGCCGUGACUGCACUUCUAAAUUUAUCUAUUCAUAGUAGUAACAAAGGAUUGAUUGUUCAGGCAGGGGCUAUCAGUUAUGUAAUAGAAGUCUUAAAGCAUGGUAGUAUGGAAGCAAGAGAAAAUGCUGCUGCAACUCUUUUUAGCUUAUCUGUUGUGGAUGAGAACAAGAUUACAAUUGGAGCUUCUGGGGCCAUCCCUCCUUUGGUUGAUCUACUACGUGAUGGAACACCAAGAGGGAAAAAGGAUGCUGCUACUGCCCUUUUCAAUUUAUCAAUUUAUCAAGGAAACAAAUCUAGGGCUGUUCGGGCUGGAGUUGUCCCUCCUCUAAUGGCAUUGCUUGUCGACCAAAAUAUUGGAAUGGUGGAUGAGGCUCUUGCUAUUCUUGCAAUACUUGCUACUCAUCAAGAAGGUAGGAUUACUAUAGGAAAGCAAUCUGCUAUUCAUAUUCUUGUUGAUUUGAUCCAUUCAGGCUCGGCUCGCAACAAAGAGAAUGCUGCUGCUGUUUUGCUUGCCUUGGGCAUAAAUGACUCCUCACAUUUAUUGACAGCAUUGCAGCUUGGUAUAUAUAAGGACUUAGUUGAACUUUCUCGAAAUGGCACUGCUAGAGCCAGACGAAAGGCAACUACUCUUCUAGAUCUCAUGAGUAAACAAGAACAUGUUCCAUAAGUUUGAAUGUUUGUCAUUUUGUCCCCAUUAUACACCAAACAGCUGAACUCAUAUUGCAUAUGAAAACAUCAUGCUCCAUUUGUAAUUGGGCAUCAUUUUGGUACUACUAAAUGAGCAAAGAUUUUUUGGUAUUACCAUAGGAGCAAAAUUACCUGACAGAAUGAAAAUUUUGGGACCUGAGACAUUUUCCUUAGGUGGGUUUUCUGGUUCUUUGAUAGUCCGACUAUCAAUGGAUAUCUAUCAGCCUUGAUGGAUCUUAACUCUGCUUAGAUACUUGGAUUCAAGGUUACAUGUAUUUAAAUGGGGCACAUGGUUCUGAGUUGUAGUGUGUUCUGCCAAACUUUUAUCUGCUGUCUGUUCAAGUAUUGUACAUACCCUGCUUUUCCAAGCCGAAACAAAUUUCUAACAUCAGGACCAAUCCUGUGUUUCUGUUCUCAUCUAUCCUACAACAUACAGCAACUUUAAAAUGAAUGGAGAAUUAAGAUUGUAUAGUUCAGAGGAAUGAUGCUGUUUAUACAACUUGAGAUGUCUAUGAUAGAUGAGAUGCAAAGAACUGAUGGCUGCUUCAUCCAAGUCAGAUGGGGCGAAUGCUGAUUAGUUUUAUCAUGCACUGAGAGAGAAAUAUGAGGAAGAAAAUCAUUGUAUUCAAUGGAAUCUGGAUGUUCUCAAAGAAGAUAAAGUCACCAGGCUAAUAUGCCAUUUGCAUUAAUCAAAUUAGAGUAAUGCAAUUUUAUAGAGUCUAAUAUUUAGAUGCAGCUCAUUACGUUGGUUACUUUUGUGAUCACUCAAAUGUAAACUGUGUUCCCUAAUGCUAAUUUUAUCACUGUCUCUCAA
Cryptomeria japonica (Japanese cedar) is the source of this 3222-nucleotide messenger RNA. RefSeq names its product U-box domain-containing protein 13. NCBI's taxonomy places the organism in Eukaryota, Viridiplantae, Streptophyta, Pinopsida, Cupressales, Cupressaceae. The coding region runs from base 316 to 2388 and encodes 690 amino acids. The transcript has 4 exons. The record is from RefSeq and is a predicted model, not a curated record. Gene Ontology annotation, molecular function: ubiquitin-protein transferase activity; protein binding. Gene Ontology annotation, biological process: cell surface receptor signaling pathway; protein ubiquitination. Gene Ontology annotation, cellular component: cytoplasm; nucleus.